Molecule: messenger RNA, 1521 nt
Organism: Anolis carolinensis (green anole)
Lineage: Eukaryota; Metazoa; Chordata; Lepidosauria; Squamata; Anolidae
Product: TRAF-interacting protein with FHA domain-containing protein A-like
Exons: 1
Coding region: 365-955 (196 amino acids)
Biological process (GO): canonical NF-kappaB signal transduction
Molecular function (GO): protein binding
Source: RefSeq, a predicted model, not a curated record
GCAUCUCUCCUUUAAAUAAAGCUUGCCAAGAAAUCCCUAGGAGAGGAUUGCUAUAGGUUAGAGUCAACUUGACAGCACAAAACAAUUAAGUCCAAACAGCAUUCAAAUUCAAUAUGACAUCCAUGCUUCAAAUGUUAUACCAAGCUUGUUAGUAGUAAGGGUUACAAGAAUGAUGUAAUUUUGGAGAUAGGACUAAACAUUAGCCGCCUCAUUGUCACUUACCAUAGAUUUACCUUGCUCACAUGAGGAAUAUAAGGGACUAAAAUUAGUCCUUGAAAUAAAAACCCUACUAGCUCAAGAACCAGAAAAGUAAUGUUUCCAGUCUGUACUUGAAACAACACACUUCUAGAGAAGCUGCAGGUCAAUGCUUCAAUUGCCAAGCUAUUUUUUUUUCCUUCUAGGAUUUUCUGAACUACAGCCAAUGGCGACUGCGUUUGAGACUGCAGAUACUGAAGAGACCAUAACCUCUCUCAAUCUCACUGUCUACCAUCCAGAACAAGACAAAAAGCAAGUAUUCCGUGCCAUAAAGUUCUGCCAGCGACAGCAGCUGACAGUGGAUGAGUUUGUUAAGUUUGGAAGAAACCGUGACAUUUGCCAUUUUCAAUUUGUAGACACACAAGUUUCACGUAUUCAGUUUGCCCUCCAGCUUUUUAGACCCUUUGGCAGCUCUGAGUUUGCUUUUGAGAUUAAGAAUUUGAGUAAGAGAGUCAAGCUAACUGUUGACGAUGUUGAAUUGGCCUACCUGAACAAGAUUAUCCUUCCACAGAGAUGCUUGGUUUGCUUUGGAAACUACCAGCUGUUAAUGCACAAACAAGAUGGACAAUCUGAGAAUUUUUUUGAGACCAGCUUUGACAUGUCCAAAACAUCACUGAGGCAAAAAGUAGUGACCUUGCCUAUACCUGAAAGUGGUGUUGUAAAAAAUGAAUUUCCAGUGGAGGCAGAUGAAGAUGAAUAAAUGGGAAACAACGUGAAACAAAGAGCCAGAAUAUUGGAAUGGCUUGAGUGUUGGACUAUGACUCUGGAGACCAAAGCUUGAAUCUCUUCUUAGACAUUGAAAAAAACCUGCUGUGGGCAAGUCACACUCUUUCACUCCCAGAGGAAGGUGAAGGAAAACCUAACAACUUACUGUUACCAUAACUUGGAAAUCAUUCAAAGAUACACAACAACAAUGAAAAAAGGACUAAAUUUUGAGUAAUAACAAAUGUAAUGAUUCACAAUAUGUGGUUAUGGUUCUUUGAAAUUGUUCAACUAUGAGAUCUGUAAUUGAUUUCCUUAGUUUUUCCUUUUCAUUAGUGGGUGGGGUCUUUGUGUUUCAGUAAGUUAGUGUAUCCUUAGUUUGUGUUUAUUAUAAUAGUUAAGUUUUUUAUUAUUGUGUUUAUAGUCUUUGUUCAAUUUAGCUUUGUCUGUGCAUAUAUGUACAUACACAUCACUCUUUUUCUCUAAAACAUAGAAUGCAUUGCUUGUGAAUUAGGAUGUCUUCUAAAACCAAUAAGGAAAUGAUUUUUUUAAAAAGAAAUGAAC